UUCGGGAUUUGGACAGUUUGGGUACGGUUUACAAAAGGGUCACUGUCAUUGAUGUACAAUCGGCCCCCAACCAUUCACCAUAUAUCGUUUACCGAUGUCUGCUAAGUAUCACCUUGUCUCCACACCGCAGGGUCGACGCACGCUAGUGGCUUCCCAGACGAUAUAUGUGGCAGAAGGCGGCGCAAACUGUCGUACCUUGCGGUUUUGUGGAAUGGAGUCAUCAAAGUCCGCUGAACAAAAUUGGACCCUAAUUUCGUUGGUUGGACGAGCAUCAGCUGUCGACGUUGGUCCUGAAUAUCCCCUGAUAAGCAAUCCGACUGUCCGAGAGCCCGAGUCGAACUGGGGCGGAUCACGGACUUCUGUGACUUCUCGCUGGCACAUUCCGCUAAAAGAAAGUUCAUUCAUCCCUCCUCAUCACUUCGACUUGACCGGAUUUCGUCAUGCAAGAUGUAUUCUGAUACUUUCGAGUGCAUCCUGAAGCCAGAAGGAGACAUCGAGGUUCACAAAGUUUAGAACGGAAGGUCGGCAAAUACCGUUUAUUUAAGGUA
Somion occarium is the source of this 548-nucleotide messenger RNA. NCBI's taxonomy places the organism in Eukaryota, Fungi, Basidiomycota, Agaricomycetes, Polyporales, Cerrenaceae. The record is from the annotation of a GenBank genome assembly.